Messenger RNA from Teleopsis dalmanni, 1244 nucleotides. RefSeq lists its product as uncharacterized. Lineage: Eukaryota; Metazoa; Arthropoda; Insecta; Diptera; Diopsidae. The record is from RefSeq and is a predicted model, not a curated record. The transcript has 2 exons. The coding region runs from base 384 to 1244 and encodes 286 amino acids.
ACAUAAUUGUUAUGGAAUACGAUGGCAACCCUGUUUCCAUAUGAGCUAACACAAAUUGUUCGACUUUUUUUGCUUUCAAUUCAUUGCGAGUUUUGUUUUAAGUAAAAUUGGUUGUAUACGGAAUGCACAAACACUGAAAAAAUUAAACGUAAACAAAUUUAUUUAAUUUAUAAAUUUAAUGUAGCACACGACAAAAGUUAAUUUGAAUUGGAAAUAAAAAGUGAAAAAAAGUCAUUUCAUUUGAAUAAUAUUCGCAUGCUUACAUUCUCGGAUGCACGUUAAUGUCAAAGCCGUAAUCUAACCAAAAAAGGAACCAAAUGUAAUUUUAAGCAAAUAAAAAGGACUAAUAUUGAAGUCUGCAUAUAUAUAAAAAUUUAAAAAAAAUGAGUUUAUCCACGACACUUACUUUAAGUCCAGUUUCAUCUACGGAAAAUUUACAACAAACUCAAUUUUACCAAACCCCCAGUAAAAAUAGCGGUGUUUUUUAUAAUUUUACACGUGAGACAAUUGAUGAAAAAGAUAAUGAUUUCUUAUAUAAUCCCAGUACUCUCAACAAUUCAUAUAUGCUAUUACCAACAGAGGAUACACAACUGCUGGAAAAGGCUCCAAAUCCAAACACAGUUUCAAUAUCAUUGAGUAAUAAAAGUGGCAACUACAGCAGCACAUUAAAAACUAAAUCUACGAUAAUUAAACAAGAUAGCUCUAAUGGACGCAUCGCCACCAGCCUAACAGAUAGUGAUAGCGAUAGUAGCAUUGUAUCGGGUAGAGUCUGUUGUCCAACAUCAGUUGUGGAUGCAGAAGAGGAACAAGAGGCGUUUCUAAUAGAUGGACCAAGUCCCUCAACUAACACACCCACUCGUCGCAGUUUAAGUAAAAAGCGAAAUACGAGCUGUUACCGAAUGAAUGCGUUCCUCUGUCGUACUUGGUACUUAAAUUAUAUCGUACCGCUCUCGAUAUUAUUGGCACUUAUGUUUGUUGCCUAUUUAACACGCGACUAUGCGAAACGGUUGCUUUAUUGGAUCGAAACUCAAAACCCGUGGGUGAUAUUCGCGUUAUUUAUAGUGUUAUUUAUUGUUGUAAGUUUUCCAAUUGUCGUCGGUUAUUUCGUUUUAAUGAUAACGGCGGGAUAUUUAUUCGGAUUUCUUAAGGGAUUUCUAACUGUGAUACUGGGUGCAAAUUUGGGCAUUGCAAUUGCGCACUUAACCAUUCGAAGUUUUAGGCAUCGGAUACCAAUGCAUAAGUAA